UUCUUCUUUCUCCCUUCCUCACUUCAUUUUCAUUCCUUUUAUCUCUCUCUCUCUCUCCCUCGUAGUGCGUGCACAUUUGACAGUGGUGUGUUUGAAGAAGAAGAAGAAGAAGAAGAAGAAGAUCAUUCAUUCGGACAUUCGCGAUCAUGGCGUCUUUGUCGGUGGAGGAGUUCUUGAAGCAGUGCGAGCACUCCGGUGACGCCGCCUACGCCGCCCUCCGCUCUCUCCUCGACCGUCUCGACGAUCCGACCACCCGAGUCGCCGCUCGUAUCUUCCUCUCCGACCUCCAGAAGCGCUUUCCGUCCAAGAAAGCUUCCGAAAAGUGCUUCCAAGCCUACCAUUUCCGGAUCGAGGACAUCUUCCUUGACCAGUACGAGGGUUACCAAGGGAAGAAGAAGCUGACGAUGAUGGUGAUUCCCAGUAUUUUUAUCCCAGAAGACUGGUCUUAUACCUUCUACGAAGGUUUGAAUAGACACCCCGAUUCCAUCUUCAGGGACAAGACGGUUGCCGAGCUGGGUUGUGGCAAUGGCUGGAUUUCAAUUGCCAUUGCUGAGAAAUGGUUGCCUUCCAAGGUUUAUGGUCUCGACAUUAAUCCCAGAGCGGUCAAGAUAUCUUGGAUAAACUUGUACUUGAAUGCUUUGGAUGAAAAGGGUCAACCCAUUUAUGAUGGGGAGAAGAAAACUCUGCUGGACAGAGUGGAGUUUCAUGAGUCUGAUCUGUUGGCCUAUUGUAGAGAUAAUGACAUUCAACUUGAACGGAUUGUAGGAUGCAUUCCUCAGAUUCUUAACCCAAAUCCGGAUGCAAUGUCUAAGAUGAUUACAGAGAAUGCGAGUGAAGAAUUUCUGCAUUCAUUAAGCAAUUAUUGUGCACUACAGGGUUUUGUUGAGGACCAGUUUGGCUUAGGUCUAAUUGCUAGAGCAGUGGAGGAAGGUAUAGCUGUCAUCAAACCUAUGGGGAUAAUGAUCUUCAAUAUGGGAGGUCGUCCAGGACAAGGUGUUUGUAAGCGCUUGUUUGAACGCCGUGGUUUCAAUGUUACAAAACUUUGGCAAACUAAAAUCCUCCAGGCUUCCGACACAGAUAUUUCAUCUCUAGUUGAAAUCGAGAAGAAUAGUCCACACCGCUUUGAAUUCUUCAUGGGACUUUCUGGUGAUCAGCCUAUUUGUGCUCGAACAGCAUGGGCAUAUGGAAAGGCUGGUGGCCGAAUCUCUCAUGCCUUAUCAGUUUAUAGCUGUCAACUUCGCCAGCCAAAUCAGGUUAAGAGAAUUUUUGAAAUUCUUAAAAAUGGCUUCCAAGAGGUCAGCAGUUCUUUAGAUUUAUCCUUUGAAGAUGAUGCUGUUGCCGAUGAGAAAAUUUCCUUCUUAGCUUACCUAGCUAGCAUUCUCAAUGGGAGUUCUUUUUGCACGUAUGAGCCACCAGCUGGAAGCAAACACUUCCGCAACCUCAUUGCUGGUUUUAUGAAAACGUAUCACCGUAUUCCACUCAAGGCUGAUAAUGUUGUUGUCUUUCCUUCAAGAGCUGUGGCAAUUGAGAAUGCUCUACGAUUGUUCUCACCUCGUCUUGCAAUUGUUGAUGAAAAUCUAACUCGAAAUCUUCCCAAGCAUUGGUUGACUUCUUUAGCACUUGGGAAUACAGGAAGCAAUAUUCCUGUGGAGGAUGUGCUUACUGUGAUUGAAGCCCCUCGGCAGUCAGAACUGAUGAUAGAGCUGAUAAGAAAGCUAAAACCGCAGGUUGUGGUUACUGGAAUUGCUCAAUUUGAGGCUGUCACUAGUGCAUCCUUUGUGCACCUUUUAGAUGUUACGAGAGGAAUUGGAUCUCGUCUUUUCCUAGACAUAUCUGAUCAUUUUGAGCUAUCCAGCCUUCCAAGUUCAAAUGGAGUUUUAAAAUAUAUCGCAGAAACUCCACUCCCCUCACAUGCAGCAAUUAUUUGUGGACUAGUGAAAAAUCAGGUUUAUUCAGAUUUAGAAGUAGCCUUUGUAAUUUCAGAAGAUGAGGCCAUUUUUAAGGCCUUGUCCAAGACCGUGGAACUACUAGAAGGAAAUACUGCACUGAUCAGUCAAAGCUAUUAUGGUUGUCUUUUCCAUGAGCUUCUAGCUUUUCAGCUUGCUGACCGGCAUCCAUCUGCCGAGAGGGAAUUGGAGAAGGCUAAUUCAGUAGAGAUGAUAGGAUUUGCUAGUUGGGCAAUCUCAGUCCUUAACAAUGCGGAGUUGUCAAUCACCGAGGCCGAAAACUCUUCCUUGAUCCACAUGGAUGCUGAUCAAAGCUUCUUGCCCGUGCCAUCUCCUGUCACAGCAGCUAUUUUUGAAAGUUUUGCGAGACAGAAUUUGGCUGAGUCGGAAAUAGAUGUUAACCCUAGCAUCAAGCAAUUUCUCAAGAGCAACUAUGGGUUCCCAGUUGAUAACAGUACAGAACUUAUAUAUGCUGACAGCACACUGGCUCUGUUUAACAAGUUGGUCCUUUGCUGCAUCCAAGAAGGGGGGACGUUGUGCUUUCCUGCUGGUUCAAAUGGAAACUAUGUUUCUGCUGCCAAGUUUUUGAAGGCAAAUAUUGUAACUAUACCUACUAAUUCUGAACAAGGCUAUAAACUUACGGAGAAAACACUUUCUGGAAUCAUUGACACCGUGCAUAAGCCGUGGAUCUACAUUUCUGGACCUACGGUUAACCCAACUGGUUUGCUAUACACCAACAAAGAGAUAGAGAAUUUGCUAACUGUAUGUGCCAAGGCUGGUGCUAAAGUUAUUAUUGAUACUUCGUUUUCGGGCUUGGAAUUUGACUUUGAGGGGUGGGGCGGCUGGAAUUUGGCGGAAAGUUUAUCAAAGCUAAACUCGCUCGACCCAUCCUUUUGUGUCUCUUUGCUUGGAGGACUGUCUCUAAAGAUGCUUACUGGGGCACUCAAAUUUGGAUUUCUGGUUUUGGAUCAGCCUCUUUUGGUUGAUGCGUUUCAUAGCUUUCCGGGGUUAAGCAAACCUCACAGUACUGUCAGAUAUGCCGUGAAGAAGCUGCUGAGCCUAAGAGAGCAGAAAUCAGGAGUUCUGUGGGAUUCUAUUGCAAAGCAGAUAAGAAACUUGGAAAACAGGUCAAAGCGCUUGAAAGAGACAUUGAAAAACUGUGGAUGGGAUGUGAUCGAACCAUCCGGUGGCAUUUCCAUGGUGGCCAAGCCCUCAGCUUAUCUCAACAAGAUUGUGACACUCAAGGACUCACCCAAAGACGGAAGCAUAAGCACAAAUUCCAAAGCCUAUGAAGUGAAGCUGGAUGACUCAAACAUAAGGGAUGUCAUUCACAAGGCAACUGGUUUAUGCAUCAACAGCGGCUCAUGGACUGGAAUCCCUGGCUACUGCAGGUUCACCAUUGCUUUGGAAGAAGGAAAAUUCGAACAGGCAUUGGAUUGCAUUGUGAAGAUUAAGAGCAUCAUUAGUAACUGAAUUACUCAUUAUUAUUGUCUGCGGCAAUCUGAUACGUCGUUUUCCCGAGUAACGCAAACCUAAAGUUGAUUUCUUUCCUCAAGUCAGGCGUCAGUUGAGGUUUUCUUAAUCUUUACCUAUACACAAGUAUACAAUUCGAUUCGAUCCUGUUACUUAUUCUCAUGGGUCCGUAUUUCUGUUGGGACUCAUUUAUUUGUUAUCAAA
This is a messenger RNA of Morus notabilis, 3623 nucleotides long. Its product is annotated as methionine S-methyltransferase. Gene Ontology annotation, molecular function: pyridoxal phosphate binding; methyltransferase activity. Lineage: Eukaryota; Viridiplantae; Streptophyta; Magnoliopsida; Rosales; Moraceae. Gene Ontology annotation, biological process: biosynthetic process. The coding region runs from base 147 to 3419 and encodes 1090 amino acids. The transcript has 12 exons. The record is from RefSeq and is a predicted model, not a curated record.